Molecule: messenger RNA, 1765 nt
Organism: Pieris napi
Lineage: Eukaryota; Metazoa; Arthropoda; Insecta; Lepidoptera; Pieridae
Exons: 2
Coding region: 317-1219 (300 amino acids)
Source: RefSeq, a predicted model, not a curated record
CUUGGACCGCGGAAGCGUUUAGACGUGUGCAUUCUAUUUGUUUUAUAACUUAAAAAUCAAAUUAAAAAUAAAUUCCGUGCGAAUAAAUUAAGGUGUGUACCAGGAGCGCAUGAGUUGCGUUGCAGUAAGUGCAUCUGUGCGAACGGGACAACACUUGUGAGACAGCUUAAGUUGUACGCUCCGUCUGCGCGCAUCAUCGAUACGCAAGCUUUGUAAGUUGCCGUAAUUCAUAAGCGAUAGCGGGUAGCGGAAAUUUAUAGGGGGCUGGUCCAAGUUUAUUUUUUCGUGUACUCUGGUGUCAUCUUUUGUCAGAAAUAUGCCUCUUAAGCGCACACCUCCCAGCACCCCCACUCCCGAAGACUUAAAGGAAGCUAGGUUGAACGCGCCGAAAGCUUCUUUUUCGGGCUCCGCGCCAGAUUUAUCUAAUGAGGAGCGAAGCAAUGUAACUAUGAGGCGCAAGCAGGAUGAGUCCUAUAUUAAAAAAUUCAUAACCGAAAUUAAGGAUAUGCUUGCUAAAGCAAACUCUCAAAAUGAAAGUAAAUUCACCUCCUUGCAAUCCUCCAUGAGAGAAAUCUUGACACAAAAUACAGAAAUAAAAGACUCCAUUGCUUUUGUCUCUAAGCAGUACGAAGAUAUGAAAGCUAAAUACGAGAAGUUGGAAAAACAGAGGAAUGAAGAUCGUCUGUAUAUUGAUCAGCUUGAAAAGAAAAUCGAGUCGCUGGAACGAACGUCUGCCUCAACUAAACUUGAACUAAGAAAUAUUCCUAAGAUUACCGGUGAAAAUAAGGAUAGUUUAUGUAAAAUUGCUUCAAAAGCUGCAGAUGUUAUUGAUUUUCCCAUACAGAAACAGGAUAUUAAGGAUAUUUAUCGUACAAAAAGUAAAACUGGACAUGGAGCAAUUAUUGUGGAAUUGGGCAGCGUUAUAUUGAAAGAUGGUAUUAUUGAAAAGGCACGCAAAUUUAACAAAAUGAAUUCUGCUAACAAAUUGAACACGGCACACUUAAGUUUGGAAGGACCAGCAAAGCCAUUUUUUAUUUCAGAAUGUCUAUCACCCUGCGGAAAACGAUUAAAUUAUCUGGCUCGUGCAUUUGCUCAGGAAAAUGGAUAUAAAUUCUGCUGGACCUCAUUUGGAAGAACCUACCUGAGACAAGAUGAAGGUAAACGGCAUAUUAGAAUUGAUAGUGAGGGUGAUUUAAAUAAACUUCGUCUAAAACAAUGACUUUUUGAGGCCCCCAGGAAACUCCGCCGGCCUACGAUAACUUUCCUGUUUGUGAAAAUCCAGCACUUAAUUAUUGUUUUUAUAGAUAUUAUUUUAUUUUUUUAUAUAUUAUAUUAUUGUUUUACUUUAUAUACAUACUUAUACUCUGUUCAUUGUAUUGUAUUUUACAUAACUAAAAAAUCAUACAUUCUUAGUCUAGUGAUCAUGUUGAAAUCGAGAUCUUAUCUUUGUAAAAAUGUCAGCAUUUCUCAGACACGAGUAGCUGCGACAAAAAGCUUAAUAUUUUACAAAUGGCUAGAUUUAUUGAUAAUAUAAAUAAUGAUAUUGAUAAUAUAACAGUGGCAACUGCCUACAGUUGUGAUAUAAUUAAUUGUAAUGAUUUAGUAAAAAAAUCAGGAAACUCCCUAAAAAUUAUAACACAAAAUAUCCGUAGCGUUUACAAAAAUAUUGAUGCAUUCUUGGCCCAUAUAGCUCGUCUGUACUUUGAUCCAGAUAUAAUAAUUUUAACUGAAUGCUGGUUAAACGAUAAUAAACCCAUACCCAGUC